Molecule: messenger RNA, 927 nt
Organism: Saccharomycopsis crataegensis
Lineage: Eukaryota; Fungi; Ascomycota; Saccharomycetes; Ascoideales; Saccharomycopsidaceae
Gene: VPS75
Product: Vps75p
Exons: 2
Coding region: 1-927 (308 amino acids)
Source: RefSeq, a predicted model, not a curated record
AUGGCAUCCGAAGAAAACAAAGAUUUACAAGAGGCACUUAAUGUGCUAUAUGAGUGUGAAACUGAAACAAUACACCUUGAGAGACAGUUGGAAGUGCAACGACUCAAAAAAAUUUCCAAGAUCUAUGAGAGGCGUCGGCAAUGUGUUAUGAAUAUUGAUAAAUUUUGGUACGUUGUGCUCAGUCAGCAUGAAGAUUUUGCGGAAUAUAUCAAGCCGGUAGAGUACGGGUAUUUUGAAUACUUGAAGGAUUUGUACGUGACUUGGGAAGUCGCAGAGAUGGAUUCUGGAAAAGAACAAAAGCAGCAAGAAGGAGAAGAUCACAAGAAGAAGAUUGAAAACCCUGGAAAUUUCAGCGUGACGUUCGUGUUUGAUAAUGAAGGGAAUGUAAAUACCGUUGAAUCCCAAACCAUCACCAAGAAAUUCUGGAGCAUUCCCAAUGAACAAGAAAAUAGUAAGGAUCUGAAUGAAGUGGACGCAUUUGAUCAAGAAACCAGACUCGUUUCUGAGAAAGUUGAUGUCAAGUGGCCGAAAGAAUUGCUCACUGCUUCUGAUUUGGAGAAACGGAAAUCGUUCUUCAGUUUAUUUGAAUGGACCGGGAAAGAAAAAGACGAUUUCAACAAGAGUAAAACUAAAGUGAAAGGAGAAGAAGUAGUCGAUGAUUUUGACGAUCAUGAAUUUAAAAAGAAAACUCGAGGAACAUUGUUGGAAGUGGAAGAUUUGAUCAAUUUGUUUGUGGAAGAUAUCUUCCCUAAUGCCGUGAAGUAUUAUGCAGCAACACAAAACGAUUCAUUACAAGAGGAGUUGGAGGAUGAUGAGGAAAGCGAACCAGAAUUGGAAAUCGAUGAUGAUGAAGAAGAGGAGGACGAAGAAGAAGAAGAAGAUUAUGAUGAUGAAGAAGGUAACAAUAAAAAGAGAAGAAAGAUAUAA